Messenger RNA from Sphaerodactylus townsendi, 2352 nucleotides. RefSeq names its product E3 ubiquitin-protein ligase TRIM7-like. NCBI's taxonomy places the organism in Eukaryota, Metazoa, Chordata, Lepidosauria, Squamata, Sphaerodactylidae. The record is from RefSeq and is a predicted model, not a curated record. The coding region runs from base 102 to 1697 and encodes 531 amino acids. The transcript has 8 exons. Gene Ontology annotation, molecular function: zinc ion binding; protein binding.
UCCAGGUCGUCAGUCCCGCAGGAGCAGCAGCAGGAAGUCUUUUGCAGGAAGGGACACGCCCCUGGGCUGAUUUGGAAAGCGAAAGCAGCUCCUCUCUUGCGAUGGCGGCGGAGGGUCCCCUGAAGGAGCUGUGCGAGGAAGCCACUUGCUCCAUCUGCCUGGAUUAUUUCAGGGAUCCGGUGAUCCUCACGGAAUGUGGCCACCAUUUCUGCCGAGCCUGCCUGACUCGCAGCUGGGGGGCCUCAGAGGGGGCAGAGGCUUCGUGCCCCCAAUGCAGAGGACCCGCGCAGGAGGGGACCCUCCGGCCCAAUCAGCACCUGGCCAACUUGGUGGAACUAAUCCAGAAACUCCGUCCUGUGGAAGGGAAGGGGGGAGUCUGCGAGAAGCACCAGGAGCCCCUGAGGUUUUUCUGCAAGGAGGACCAAGCCCCCGUUUGCCUGGUCUGUGGGAUAUCCAAGGAGCACAAAGAUCACGAGGUGAUUCCUCUGGAGGAGGCUUUCCAGGAAAAUCGAGCAGUCGUGGCUGCUAGAAAAGGGAGAGUUUGCCAGAAGCACCAGGAACCACUAAAGCUCUUUUGCAAGGAUGACGAAGCCCUCAUCUGUGUGGUCUGUGACCGAUCCAAGGAGCACAGAGAUCAUGAAACUCUUCCUCUUGAGGAGGCCUCCCAAGAGUACAAGGAUAGGUUCUGCAGCUUUCUGGAGAGGGUGAAGAAGGAGAGAGAAAGAAUCGUGGCAUGUAAAGCAGACAUAGAGGAGGAAAGCCAAGAUCUGUUCAAACAAGUGACAGGACAGAAGCAAGAGACGGUCACCAAGUUCAGAGAACUGCACUCAUUUCUGGAGGAACAAGAGAAACGUUUCCUGGCUCAGAUGGAAGAGUUGGAGAAGGAGGUGGCAAGAAAAAGGGACCAGGACUUGGCUGAGCUCUCUGAGGCCCUCUCCUCUCUGGACAGCCUCACGCAGGAGAUGGAGGAGAAGAGGCAGCAGCCGGCCAGUGAACUCCUGCAGGAUGCCGGAAACAUCUUGCAGAGGUAUGAAGAAAUGGAAGAAUUCAAGAAUCCAGUGCCUUUUCCAUUUGCACUGAAGUGGCAGAUCUGGGAUCUCUCAAAUCUAAAUCCACUUUUGGAGGGUAUCAUGAAGCAAUUCAAAGACUCUCUGGAUUCUGGACUUCACCCACAGAAAGCAAAGGUGACUCUUGAUCCAGGCACGGCCCAUCCCAAGCUCAUCCUGACUAAGAAUCGGAAAAGUGUGAGAGAUGGAGGAAAAGCUAAAGCUCUGCCCAACAACCCUGAGAGAUUUGAUUUUCAUGGUGCUGUCCUUGGCCGUGAGGGGUUCACAGGAGGCCGCCAUUUCUGGGAAGUCCUUGUGGGAAGUGAGGAAGGAUGGGCUGUGGGGGUGGCCAGAAAGUCUGUGAGGAGGAAGGAAGACAUUACCUUUAGUCCUGAAGAAGGGAUCUGGGUUGUGGCGAAGUGGGGAGGGGGCUAUAGGGCUACCACAGAAGAUGAUGACCUUCCCCUGACCCUGAGUGGGGAGCCCAAGAAGAUCCGAAUCAGUCUGAACUAUGAAGGGGGUCAAGUGACCUUUUUCGACGCUGAUCGAAGAGCCUUCAUCUUUAAGUUCUCUGGAGCCUCCUUCUCUGGAGAGACCCUCCUGCCCUUCUUUUGGGUGAAUGAAAAAGGCCACCUCAAACUCUCUUCUUGAGACCUUCUCUUCAUGCCAGGAGCAUCAAAAAGAAUAUUGUCUCUCAGAGGCUCCCCCUUUUAGUCCUGUCAAGGCCUCUCCAGGGUCUUACCCACCAAAACUGACUGGAGUAAAAUGGAGACAUUUUCCCCAACAUUCCCCCUUUUUUCUUUGUAUCUAAUCUGAAAAUUACAAUAACACGUUUAUAAAGAAUAACAGGCUGGUUGAGGAGGAGAGCUGUGAAUAGACUCCCCCUCAGCCUCCUCCAGCCCCCAUUCCUCUCAGGCACGUGAGAAACAACUACAAAGUUCCCGAAGCGGAAAACGAGGCCCUGAAAGUACAAGCUGAUAUUCUGGACUUUCUCUUUUGUUUGGUUUACGGGGCACCACCUGUUAGGAUUUGCUCUGUUCUGCAUCAUCUUUCUGAAGGGCACUGAAGAUCCUUUUCCUGUCAAAGUUGCUACAAUCAGCACAGUUGUGUUUCAGACACCAGUAGCUGAAAAGAUGUUCCGCUUAUCAUGUUUUUAGAGUUUGUCAAUUGUUUUAACUUAAUUUUUGCUGUGUGAAAUGUUGCUCUGGCCUGUUGUGUGUAAUGUUGUCCUUGGCCGGUUGUACACCGCCCAUAGCUCUUCGGGGGUGGGCGGUUUAAAAUCUAAUAUAUAAAUAAAUAAAAUUAA